UUUUUAUAGUUAAUAAGUUUUAAGUAGUUACUUUUACGGCAUAAGCUUAACGGUUGAUUGUGUUAAAUUUUCUCAGUACAUUUUUUUAAUUUAUAGUUAGCACAAUGUAUUAUGAAUUUUAAAAAAAUGAGUGCUUUAAACAUUAUAAAAAUUAAAAUAUAAUACUUAUACCCUUUAAUAAUAAAUGAAUCAUUCAAUCUAUGUAUAAUUAAGUACCUAGUUAUUUUAUUAAAAAAAAUAAUGUUUAAAUCGGGCAAGUUCAAAAGUUGCGUGUUAUGUUCCAAGUUAAGUAACAAAAAUCCAAUGGUAUCAUUUCACAAGUAUCUUAGAACUUUUUUUUCCCCCUAAGAUUUCCAUCCAAUAGUAUAAUGCGUUCUUUAUGGACAAAGGCCUGUGGAAUUAACGAAAAAGAUUUUUUACCGAGCACAGUUAUUUGUUCCAUCCAUUUUGAAAAAGACUGCUUUAAGUCUGUGUCUAAAAAAAUAUUAAAGCAAGACGCCAUUCCUACUAAGUUCAUUAGAGGUUUAAAAUCUUCAACCAGUCAAUUUCAGAAAUUUAGCUAUUUAAAAACACUUGUUAAUCCUCAAGAGCAACAUAAAAACAACGAAGACUGUCAAAGAGACAAAAAUGUUAACACAAGUUUAGAGUCUGGUCUGUGUAUCGAUGAAAACCAACCAGGUACUUCAAAUGUUUCUACAAAGUCUUCUGUGUUAAGUCCGAGUGAGUCAUCAGACAAACAAAUAAUAAGACAUUUUAUUGAAUCAUCUACAGUUCCAAUAGUUUUUCAUAAAAUGUUAGAUGAUUGGGAAUUGUUCACUUGGGAUCUACAAAAAUGGAAUCAAGUAUUUGUAAAUCAGCCCCUCGAUUGUAGAAAAGGGAGAAUUACUUGUACAAAAGAACCAUUGUGGGAAAGCAAAUGUUUUCAAGAAAGUCAUUCAUUUAAUGAUAUAAUUGAUAUAUCGGAGAAUGUGGAAACUGACGGUAAUUGGUUGUAUUUUGAUUAUAAAUAUAUAGGAGAAAAAGUCGAUAGUAAAAUGUUUAAGUCAAUUUCUUGGAAAAAAUUUGGCUAUGAAAAUCUAAACGAAAAAGAUUCUACUUUGUGGAUUGGAAGUACCGGAGCUCACACGCCGUGUCAUCAAGAUCUGUACGGAAUUAAUUUAGUUGCUCAAAUAUAUGGAAAGAAACGUUGGAUUUUAAUGCCGCCGGAAAUGGGAAAAUAUUUAAAACCCACUAGAGUACCUUACGAGGAAUCAAGUUGUUACAGCAAAAUAAAUUUCUCUUGUCCAGAUAAUCUUAAAUCGAUUAGCGAGUAUUGUAAAUGCAUAUCAAUCGUUUUAUCACCUGGUGAUGUUUUAUACGUACCUCAUAAAUGGUGGCAUUACGUUGAGAAUGUAUCGCCCGCCAUAAGUAUAAACAGUUGGAUACCAGUUCCUAAGUAUGACAACCUGAGCAGACUGAACGAGUCUAUUAUACGUUUUUUAGUUAGCAGCGUUUGUUCGGGCGUCUCGAAGAGUGUUCAGUCUCGCUUGUUGAAUCCAAAUGAAAAGUUUACACCAGACACUAUUACCGAAUCCUUACGUUUUAUUGAUCAAAGUUUAAAUAAGGUUAACAAUGACGCUGCAUCUUCUACAGAAUUUAAUUUCAAAAUACCUACACCUUUGGAUUACCAAUGUACCUUAUUGAAAGCAGAUCAGUUAUUAAAUAGUAUUGAUGUCAAUACAAAGUAUCACAGUUGUAACCAUUCACCAAAAUAUCUAGAAAGCGAUAUUCCAAACAAUAUACAUGAACAGAUUUUGAAUUCUUUGUGCGACGAAAAUGUGAUGAGUCGAGUCAUUAGUAAUUUAUUAAAUAAUAAUUAAUUAUCAACAUGUAUAAGUAAUAUUAUUCAAAUUUUUGUUUUUAUAAAAUAUUCAAGCCGAGUAUUAUUUUAAUGUUUGAAAUUUUAUAAAUUAAAAAAAAAAAAAUGGUACUCAUGGCUUUUAUUAGAUGUAUUAUGUCUUGUAACUGACAGAUUGAUUUACGUACAUUUUACAUGCAAUCAGUCAGACCAUUGUAAUAAACACCACUCAAGUUGUAAAACCAUAUAAUUUGUUAGGUAUAACAACAUUACAUAUAACAGGUAUAUCGACAUUCAUUGAGCAUAAUAAACGCAAAUCUACCGAAA
This is a messenger RNA of Adelges cooleyi (spruce gall adelgid), 2164 nucleotides long. It is a transcript of the gene HSPBAP1, whose product is annotated as HSPB1-associated protein 1. The record is from RefSeq and is a predicted model, not a curated record. The transcript has 10 exons. Gene Ontology annotation, molecular function: 2-oxoglutarate-dependent dioxygenase activity. Lineage: Eukaryota; Metazoa; Arthropoda; Insecta; Hemiptera; Adelgidae. Bases 369 to 1859 code for a protein of 496 amino acids.